Cylicostephanus goldi is the source of this 318-nucleotide messenger RNA. The record is from the annotation of a GenBank genome assembly. NCBI's taxonomy places the organism in Eukaryota, Metazoa, Nematoda, Chromadorea, Rhabditida, Strongylidae.
AUGAUCAGCAUCACGGCCAUCAAGAUACUUGCAGAUCCAAAAGACAGGGGUUAUGACGUAGACGGACUAGAGUUUCUAAAGGUAGAGGAAGAAAGUGUUUCUGAUGCAUCAAACAAUGUCAUGAAGUUUCUAGGCGGGAUGAGAAUACAAAUAGAAAUAGAGGGAGGACAUCGAAGCAAAGUGGCAUUCCAUGGAGAAAAUGCUCUUGGCAACAAACGCGCUAAAGAGCUUGAGUAUCACAUAACGUUUCAGAAACCGAGGACGGAAGUGACGACAAGAGUACUGGAGCGAAAUGUCACAUACAUGGGAGACGAAUAA